Messenger RNA from Neoarius graeffei (lesser salmon catfish), 7270 nucleotides. RefSeq names its product calcium channel, voltage-dependent, T type, alpha 1G subunit (gene cacna1g). The coding region runs from base 15 to 6785 and encodes 2256 amino acids. Lineage: Eukaryota; Metazoa; Chordata; Actinopteri; Siluriformes; Ariidae. The transcript is spliced from 33 exons. Gene Ontology annotation, cellular component: neuron projection; voltage-gated sodium channel complex; voltage-gated calcium channel complex. The record is from RefSeq and is a predicted model, not a curated record. Gene Ontology annotation, biological process: positive regulation of calcium ion-dependent exocytosis; calcium ion transmembrane transport; sodium ion transmembrane transport. Gene Ontology annotation, molecular function: low voltage-gated calcium channel activity; voltage-gated sodium channel activity.
UUGAACGGGCCAGCAUGCUAGUGAUCCUGCUGAACUGUGUGACUUUGGGCAUGUUCCACCCGUGCGAGGACAGUGACUGUGACUCAGAACGCUGCAAGAUCCUGGAGGAUUUCGAUGACUUCAUUUUUGCAUUUUUUGCUGUGGAGAUGGUGAUUAAGAUGGUAGCACUGGGCAUCUUUGGCAAAAAGUGCUACCUUGGGGAUACCUGGAAUCGGCUAGACUUCUUCAUUGUGCUGGCUGGGAUGCUGGAAUAUUCACUCAACCUGCAGAAUGUCAGUUUCUCUGCUGUUCGUACUGUCCGAGUGCUGAGGCCUCUACGAGCGAUCAACCGAGUGCCCAGUAUGAGAAUCUUGGUGACUCUCCUGCUGGACACUCUCCCUAUGCUGGGCAAUGUGUUGCUGCUCUGCUUCUUUGUCUUCUUCAUCUUUGGGAUUGUUGGGGUCCAGCUGUGGGCCGGGCUGCUCCGUAACCGCUGCUUCCUGCCCGUGAACUUCUCCGUUCCCCCAAACGUAGACCUGUCCAAUUACUACAGCGUUGACGACGAGAGCCCGUUCAUCUGCUCUCAGAUGGGGGAUAAUGGCAUGCGCCACUGCAACUCCAUACCUAGGCUGUAUGAAGAGGGUUUGCAAUGUCAGCUGAACAUGGGAGCCUACAACAGCACGGAUAACACCACAUGUGUUGAUUGGAACCAGUACUAUACCAACUGCUCUGCUGGGGCGCACAACCCUUUUAAGGAUGCCAUCAACUUUGAUAACAUAGGCUAUGCCUGGAUUGCCAUUUUUCAGGUCAUCACUCUGGAGGGUUGGGUGGAUAUCAUGUAUUUUGUAAUGGAUGCACACUCCUUCUACAAUUUCAUCUACUUCAUUUUCCUGAUUAUAGUUGGCUCAUUCUUCAUGAUCAACCUAUGCCUAGUUGUCAUAGCCACCCAGUUCUCUGAAACUAAGCAACGUGAAAGUCAGCUGAUGAAGGAGCAGAGAGUGCGAUUCAUGUCCAAUGCCAGCACUCUAGCCAGCUUCUCAGAACCAGGUAGCUGCUAUGAUGAACUCCUCAAAUACCUGGUUUACAUUGUUCGGAAAGCCACCAGGCAGUUAGGCCACUUAUCCCGGGAAGCUGCUCGCCGGGCAGGCAUCAGGAUAUGCGCCUCACCUACCCCAGAACCUCCAAAUGCCAAGAGACGAAGACACAGGAAGCGGCAGGGCUCCAUUCAUCACCUCGUGCACCAUCACCACCACCACCACCAUCAUUACCAUCUUGGCAACAGGAAUAUUCGGAGUGAUGGUGCCCAGGAGAUGGAGGUGUCCUUACGGAACAGCAACAGGAAUGGAGCAGGAACGGGACGUCUUACUCUCCCAACCAUUGUGCCUCUGCAGGAACCAUCCCCUUCUUGCUCUGCAGCUCUAGGCUCCAGCAGUGCUGAAUCUAUACAUAGCACUUACCAUACAACAUGCCACUUGGAGCCACAUCGUGCCCCCACAUUAGGCCAUCCGUUGUUGCAGGCCUACAAGAGGAACUCCGUGCCGUUUGCUGCACCAGUGCAUAAGAACUAUCCGACUCUGCAGCCUCGUGUAGCCCUGGAACAGCUCAGGCAGAGUGCAUUGGAUCCUGGAGGAGCCUGUUGCACUGCCAACAUCCUUAGCAACCUCAAUAUACCUCCAAACCCUGUUAACACAUCUCAGUGCCUGAUGGACGCACAAGGGUCUGCAGGGAAUUCCUCACGCAAGCUCUCCAAUACCAACUGCAGUGGUACAAAUUUGGAUGCUAUGCUGACAUUUGACCCUGAGACAUGCCCCUACUGUAUCAAAUCAAUGGGUAAUGAUUCAGAGGGAACUGAAGCAAACGAAACUGCAGACUCAGACAGCGAAGGAGUGUACGAAUUCACACAAGAUGCACAUUAUCGGGAUGGCAGAGACCCCAAUAGAAAAAAGAAGUUUAAAUUGGGGGCUCGCGCUGAAAAAAUAGUGCACUUCUGGAGACUGGUGUGUGACACAUUCCGCAAGAUUGUAGACAGCAAGUAUUUUGGACGAGGCAUCAUGAUUGCCAUCCUCAUCAAUACCCUCAGCAUGGGAAUCGAGUACCAUGAACAGCCUGAUGAGUUAACCAAUGCGCUGGAGAUCAGUAAUAUUGUGUUUACCAGUCUGUUUUCCCUGGAAAUGCUCCUGAAGCUGCUGGUGUAUGGCCCUUUUGGCUACAUCAAGAACCCUUACAACAUUUUUGAUGGCAUUAUUGUCAUAAUAAGUGUGUGGGAGAUCGUGGGCCAGCAGGGUGGGGGUUUGUCAGUGCUGAGGACCUUCAGGUUGAUGCGGGUGCUGAAGCUGGUGCGCUUCAUGCCAGCGCUGCAGAGACAGCUUGUGGUUCUGAUGAAGACUAUGGACAACGUGGCCACUUUCUGCAUGCUGCUGAUGCUCUUUAUCUUCAUCUUCAGUAUUUUGGGAAUGCACCUGUUUGGGUGUAAGUUUGGCUCGGAGAGAGAUGGUGACACAAUGCCCGACCGCAAGAAUUUCGACUCUUUGCUCUGGGCCAUUGUCACAGUGUUUCAGAUCCUCACUCAAGAGGACUGGAAUAAGGUUCUCUAUAACGGCAUGGCCUCCACCUCACCUGUGGCAGCUCUCUACUUCAUCGCCCUGAUGACCUUUGGGAAUUACGUGCUGUUCAACUUGCUGGUGGCUAUCUUAGUCGAGGGCUUCCAGACUGAGGGGGAUGGCUCCAAGUCGGGCUCAGAAGCAGAUUUCUAUACACAAAGCAUUGAUGAUGUGUGCAGAAGCAAAAAAGAUGUGUCGGCUUCAUCUGUAGUGCCCAUCAAUGGCCAUGUGGAUCUGAAGGCCAGCCUUACACCUCCUCUUAUCACCCACACGGCUGCUACACCCAUGCCUGUGCCCAAGAUCUCAGGAGGAGAAGACCUCGCUCUGGGCUACGAGUCACGCAGGGGCAGCAAUGUUUCUGUGGAGCCUGGCUGCCAUGACAAGACUCCGUCAAGUGUGCUGAGCUCCCCACACGCCCCCUGGAGUUCCAGCAGCAGCUGGAACAGUCGACGCUCCAGCUGGAACAGUCUGGGCCGAGCCCCGAGCUUAAAGAGGCAGAAGCGGCAGUCAGGCGAGCGACGCUCCUUGCUCUCUGGAGACGGCCACUCCAGCUCUGAUGAGGAUGGUGCUGGAGGGGACAGUAGGGGAGGAAGGAUGUUGGAAGGUGAUAAUGUUUCUCUCAGCAGGACAGAUUCUUUUGGCCAAAGGCCACGGCACAGGCGCAUGGAGUCUCUGGAGACACGCAGCUCCUUUGACCUGCCUCCAGACACACUGCAGGUACCGUACCUGCACAGAUCAGCUAGCAUCCACAGCACACGGCCACCAAAUCUAAUCAGCAAUGGCAAGAGCUCGCCCACGGGGGCCACAACGCAGCUCUCAUUAGAUGAUCAUCACAGUGAGGAUGACAAUGCUGACGAGGAGGGAAACCUGAGUCGACGAGCACGUCUGUACCGCUGGCUGGAGCGUAAGCAGCCUGAAUGGUGCAAGCAGAGGAACACCUGGUCUCUCUACCUGUUUCCUCCUAAGUCCAGGAUUCGUGUGAGCUGCAAUAAAAUCAUCACGCACAAGAUGUUUGACCAUGUGGUGCUUGUUAUUAUCUUCCUCAACUGCAUCACCAUUGCCAUGGAGAGGCCCAAGAUUGAGGCAAAGAGUCCUGAGCGUAUAUUCCUGACAGUGUCCAACUACAUCUUCACAGCUAUCUUCGUGACUGAAAUGACAAUAAAGGUGGUGGCCCUGGGCUGGUGUUUUGGGGAGAAAUCAUACCUGAAGAGCAGCUGGAAUAUUUUGGAUGGGAUGCUGGUGCUUAUCUCAGUCAUUGACAUUCUGGUGUCUAUGAUCUCAAACAGUGGCACAAAGAUCUUGGGCAUGCUGCGUGUGCUGAGGCUGCUGAGAACUCUACGCCCCCUCCGGGUGAUCAGCAGAGCUCCAGGGCUCAAGUUGGUGGUUGAAACUCUGAUGUCAUCCCUUAAACCAAUUGGAAACAUUGUGGUCAUCUGCUGCGCUUUUUUCAUUAUAUUCGGCAUCUUGGGGGUUCAGCUCUUCAAGGGAAAGUUCUACGUGUGCCAGGGGGAGGAUUUAAGGAAUGUAACAAAUAAAUCUGACUGCCUUCUUGCUAAAUACAAGUGGGUUAGGCACAAGUACAAUUUUGACAACCUGGGACAGGCUCUGAUGUCUCUUUUUGUACUGGCCUCUAAGGAUGGCUGGGUGGACAUUAUGUAUGAUGGACUAGAUGCUGUAGGAGUUGAUCAGCAGCCUGUGAUGAACCACAACCCCUGGAUGCUGCUCUAUUUCAUCUCUUUCCUGCUGAUCGUGGCUUUUUUUGUGCUCAAUAUGUUUGUGGGCGUGGUGGUGGAGAACUUCCACAAGUGUCGGCGGCACCAGGAAGCUGAAGAGGCCAAGCGGCGUGAGGAGAAACGCCUGAAAAGGAUGGAGAAAAAGAGAAGGAAGGCUCAGUGUAAGCCUUACUACUCGGACUACUCUCCCACUCGUCGCCUCAUCCACAAGAUGUGCACUAGCCACUACCUGGAUCUGUUCAUCACCAUCGUAAUAGGCCUCAACGUUAUCACUAUGUCCAUGGAGCACUACCAGCAGCCCAAGGUGCUUGAUGAAGCAUUGAAAAUCUGCAACUAUAUUUUCACCAUUAUCUUUGUGCUGGAGUCUGUCUUCAAACUUGUGGCAUUUGGAUUCAGACGUUUCUUCAAAGACAGGUGGAACCAGUUGGAUCUAGCGAUCGUGCUGCUGUCCAUCAUGGGGAUAACUCUGGAGGAAAUCGAGGUCAAUGCCUCACUCCCCAUCAAUCCUACCAUCAUACGAAUCAUGAGGGUGCUACGCAUUGCCCGUGUGUUAAAGCUCUUGAAAAUGGCUGUGGGAAUGCGAGCUCUGCUAGACACCGUGAUCCAGGCCCUGCCUCAGGUGGGGAAUCUGGGUCUUCUCUUCAUGCUUCUCUUCUUUAUCUUCGCAGCACUAGGAGUAGAGCUGUUCGGUGAUCUGAUAUGUGAUGAUUUGCACCCCUGUGAGGGCCUUGGACGCUACGCCACAUUCAAGAACUUUGGCAUGGCUUUUCUCCUGCUGUUCCGUGUGUCCACUGGAGACAACUGGAAUGGCAUUAUGAAGGACACGCUGAGAGAUUGUGCUCAUGACAACGGAACAUGCUACAACACCGUGGUGUCUCCCAUCUACUUUGUGUCCUUUGUGCUGACGGCUCAGUUUGUGUUGGUCAACGUUGUAAUUGCCGUCCUCAUGAAGCACCUGGAAGAGAGUAACAAAGAGGCUAAGGAGGAGGCGGAACUAGAGGCAGAAAUGGAGCUGGAGGCAGUAGGGGGAGAUGGAGGGAUGACUGGGGGACACAUUUCCCCUUUGGCCCUGCGAGACAUAGGUGGACCUGCAGGGUCUCGCUGGAUCUCCAGAGACUCACAGGACAGAGGUUAUCUCCCAGACAGUCCUUCAGCAGCCAUACGCAGAGACUCAGCAGCACACAGGACAGACCAGCCUCAAGGUCUGGAGCCUCCAUUAGAGAACACAGAUCCUUCAGAACCCUCACCGCAGUCCGUGCAGCCAUACGAUCAUCUGGAAGAGCACCUUCUAUGUGUGAAGAAGACUUCAGUGGGGCGUGCACAUUCCUUACCCAAUGACAGUUACAUGUUCCUUCCCCACCAGCCCAUACCAUCAUCAACAACCCUCAUGACCUCAGCUCAGCAGACUCAGUCAGGUUCCAUUAGCUCUGUACAGUCUCAGACAGAGGAGUCUACACAGCACCUGACUGUACCUACAGGUCUGUUCCGGCCCAUCAGCCCCCACAGCCUGUCUGACUCAGAGUGUAUUCCCCGAAUUCCUCCGCCUCGCCGAGGACACACACUCUCCCGCACCUUGCGCCGACAGGUGGCAGUGAGCACUGACUCUCAGGAGGCCUUGUAUACAAAAGGAGGGGAGAAUGAGGGCCCCAUGGGGCUUGGUGAACUCUCCACUCCUCCUGCUACAUUCCCAGCACUGGAGCAGUUUCCUCAGCCGUCACUCUUCCUCGUUCCUGCAACGCCAGGCGCCUCUCCCAAACCAAUGCGCGGCAGUGUUCACACGCAGCACAACCCUCAUGAUCAGUACAACAUCUGCUCCAGGCACCGGUGCUCUCCCCCUGCCCAUGAUAAACCUGCUGAGGAGGAGUCGGUGGAUCAGGAGGUGUCUCAAAUAAUUCAAUCAGGCUUUGAAGAUCAUAGAGGUCGGGAUUGCAUUAGAGGAGGUGGGAUUGGGGGAGGGCUGUGUGAAGGUCGCGGUCCAUCUCUGAGGCAGUUGAAGAAGUACCACAGUGCGGACGUGCAGAGUAAGCAGGCACCACUACUACUGCCUCGGCCCUCUUCCUGGCUUGAUGACCCACGGCGCCACUCCAUCGAGGUGUAUCCGUCAGUGGAGAGCAGCCCCCAGCGGAGCUCAGUGUCCUCUGGUUUUGUGUCACGUGCAGACAGCCUGCAACAACCCUCGCCCCGGAGCCGCAAGAAGAAGAAGUUGAGCCCUCCAUGCAUCUCUGUGGACCCUCCAGAGGGGCUGGUGCUUCCAAGGAACUUCCAGCUCGUGCUGGACACUGGGAUGGGCACAAUGCCACCCUCUCUGCCCAGCAGGGACACCUGCUUGAGAAGGAGAGCACCCUCCAGUGAAUCCAAGGAAUCAUUCGAUCUGGGUGGAGGAGGAGAUGGGUUACCCCAAGAGGUGGUUUCUAACCCCAAGCUAUUAACUCUACCCAACUUCUCCUUUGAGAAGACAAGCUCUGAGCACUGAACAUGUCCACACACAAAUGCACAAAAGUGCAUACAAAUGCGUUUAUGCACAUGCAUAAACAAGACGAUGCACUCUGUGUGUCCAUGACAGUGAUAAUAGUAAUAAUAGCAUAGAGUAAUAGUAUAAAACACAACAAUGGUGAAUAACCAGUGAUCAUUAUGAAUAGUGAUCAUUUAUUGUAUUUGUUCUGUACUGCCAAAAAGAAAGCAAAACGACACUGUACUGAGAACAAACCAAGCUAAUAAUGGAACUGUCUCUCUUCCAUCUUGCCAGCAGGCAUUUGCUGGGAAUCCAAUGACCUCCUAUUGAACGUUGUUCUCAGGGCCCACACAGGGCUCCUUCUGGCUGUUUUGGAGACUUUUUAGCACAGCUCUUCUUCCCCAAGAGCAGUGGUGAAGGUACAAAGCAAUAUGAACGUUUUAGAGACACUAUUUUCUUAAAUUAUUGGGCCAUAGUAUUUGUACAGGAUGUAGAUUUGUUUUUUU